AUGCAAGAAGUGCGCAAUGUCCUCAUCGCCACCAGUGAGGGCUCCUGUAGUGGGCGUGCCAGCAGCCCGCAACCCAGCUCCCACUCGCUGCAGGCCUCAGGGGUCACUCCGCCUCAGCGCGUCGGACACGCGCCGCGCACCUCCUUCACCUACACCUCUCGACCGCUGUCGCAGGGCGAAAGCACAGGCGGAGUGUCAACGGCCCCCUCGCUCAGUGCUGCUACUCCCCACCACUCCACUGCUGCCAGCGUGGCAGUAGUGGCCCCUGGCACACUAGUUGGGCCCUCCUCUGCUCCUGCCAAAGUGGCGGUAUCCGCAACCGUGCCGGAUGUGUUGGUAACGCAGGGAGACGGUGUCGCACAGCGAUGCCACGCUAAUUUCCAGACGGCGAGCCACGGUGGUGCCUUACUCGUCUCCUCCACCUCGCUGCCCCCACCACCGCUCCCGUCGUCGUCGUCGUCGUCGUCGCCGCCGCCGCCAUCCCCGUCACCUGUAGCCCUUCUGCCUUGCUGCGACGCGCUGUCACGGAUGGACGCGUCGCAAACACGCGCCGCCACGCACCCGGCGGACGCCGCACUCAUACUGCAGGCCGGUGCUGGCAGCGGCAAAACCCAGACGAUGGCGGCACGCAUCGCCUACCUCCUCCAGAGUGGUGUCCCGGGACACGCCAUCCUCGGCAUCUGCUUCACGCGUCAAGCAGCGGAGACGCUUCGGGAGCGGGUGCGGUCUAUCCUUCCUUCCACACUCGCCCGCCAGGCGCACGCCCUGAAGCUCAAGACGUUUCACGCCUUUGGCCUCGAAUGCUUGCGCCGAUUUUGUGUCCUCCAGCCCGAUACGCACGUCCUCGAUGCCCGCCAGCAGCACCAACUCGCCCGUCGUGUUGUCGACACGUACGCGCAACGUGAAAAGAGUAGCGAGGCCGUGGCGGACCUCGUCGACUAUGUGAAUCGAGUGAAGACGAUGAAGACGCCGCCGAUUCCUCAGUCGGACCCUGGCCUGCAGGAUGCAUACCUGUUCCCCUACUACCAAAAGGCCCUGCAUGAGGAACACAACGCCGUAGACUUUGGGGACCUGCAGCAGAUGUUCUACGAGCUGCUCCGACCCAUCCCCGCUAGCGCACUGGCAGCCCCGCAGGGAAGCAGUGGGGAGCUCGAAGAGCAGCGGGCCUCCGAGGGCGAGCACCAGCCCCAGCAACAGGGAAAGUUGGUCCCAUCUCAUGUCUGUACCGCGCUUCGUGCCGAAUACACGCACUUCGUCGUCGACGAGUUUCAGGACUUCAACGAGAUCCAGGUGGAGCUGCUGGCGCUGCUGGCUGGCGAUGCGUGUCGCGUCACCUGCGUGGGAGACCCGAAUCAGUGCAUCUACACGUGGCGUGGCGCUAUGCCAAACGUCUUUGGGGUGUGGAAGAAGCGCUUUCCCCAGGCGGCAAUGCUGACGCUGGCGAUGAACUACCGCAGCGACGGCCCCAUUGUUGAAGCAGCUAACCGCGUGGUGAAGGCAGCUCAACUGGCACACCACCAUCGUGAGGAGCGUGCCGUGAUGCUCGUGCAGUGUGCCAGUGAGGAGGAUGAGCUGCAGGCGGUGCCACUGGUGAUCGAGCACGUGCUACGCCGUCGCGAUGCCCGUCUUGGCUACGGUGACAUCGCCAUUCUCUGUCGCUCUCGUCGCCGGGUGCAACUCUACUGCGAUGUACUGCAAUCACAGCGCAUUCCGGUGCGGCAGCUGAAGGGAAUGUCGGUGGACCAUCUCGCAAGCAUGCGCUCGUUGCUUGCCUUUCUGCGACUAUGCGUGUCGCCGCACGGCCCGGAAGGCGACACGCAUGUGCGCACGGUGCUGAGCACUGCCCCGCUGCAUCGACUGCCGGCCGGGGCAGUCAAGAAGUUCCUCCUGUCGCUCGACUCGGUCUGUCAGGCACGCCGCUCAACGGAAGCGGCGCAGAUACGCUCAUGGCGCCACACCAUUCACGCGGAUGACGGAGGUGCACAGGGGCCGCGAAGUGAGGACUUGCGACUGGGCGCUGCGUGUGCCUCGGCGAUCGGUGGUGGCUGCCCCGCUGUCACCACGCCUGGAGUCCAUCCCGAGACGCACUCCUUCUUUGCCGUUUUGCAGGAACUCGUGUACCACAACUUCUCCCAGGAGGUGUUCCCCAAGCUGGAGGUAUCCAAGAGGAACCAGAAGAACAUCCGUAGCGUGGUACGCAUCGUGGUGCACGCCAAGGAACUGCUCGCCCAGCCGUCUUGCGACGUCGAGCAAGUCCUUCGAUAUGUCCUGCGCGAAGGUGGCUACGAGGGUGACAGCAUGGCAGCGGUAGCAGCUCGCACUGUCACCACCUCAGCAACCACGAGCGGGGUGAAACGAGCGCGUAACUCCGCCGAUGAUUGGGGUGAUUACCGCUCUGCUGACGAGUCUUCCGGGCGAGCCAGCGCUUCGGCGUACCAGCCUCGCCUUGGCGCCCUUCUCAUGGAUCAGUGUGCCUCGCAGCACAAUCAACAGCAGCAGCGCUACGGCCCUUCUUCCGCCUCCUGCAGCAGCGCCGGCCUCGGCGGUGUCAGCAACAGAUGGGGUCGGCGACACCAUGGCAGCCGGCGACCAGGUGCCGCAUUCGGUGGUGACGGUGCCGUCGAGGAAGACGUUUUGCACCCCGAGGAGGAGGCGGCGGUGUGGCGGGAACAGCGUAUGAACCUCUCCGAGUUGGUCCUGCACACGUACCGCUCCGUGCAGGAGGCGCUGGAGCGUGAGGUGGCACAUGAGCUGGGAAGGGAAGGCGACAGUGGUGAAGGCAGAGGGGAGGAGGCGCCGUCGCUGUCCCUGGCAAGCAGCAACCACAGCAAUAGUCGGCCGCAACCGUUUCCCAAGGCAGCCGGAACUGAUGACUCCGUCAGCAACUUCAGUGCGGGGAGCACCGCCACGACUCGGACCGUCAUGCAGGCCUUGCGCCCACCCGCCGUGGUGCUGCAUCGCGUGCUGGACGAGUUCGUGUCGCUUGUAUCUUCGGAUGACUACGGUCCCAUGCGGGAGGUCGGGAACGCGGAUGACCCAGCAGGAGCUGCAGGGGUGGACACCACCGGUAACGGCAGUCGCCUUCCCCUCAGCACUUCGUCACACUGGAUCGGACAAGUCACCGUUGGCACUGUGCACCGCGCGAAAGGCAUGGAGUGGCCUGCGGUGCUGCUGCCUGGGUGCUGGAUCGGCGAGUACCCCGUGCGGCCACGCGAAGAGGAAAAGCGCGUCUUCUACGUGGGCAUGAGCCGCGCCAUGAAGCACCUCCUGUGCUUCACCGCAGCCACGCGCGAGGGCGGAGCUGGCAGCAGCCAGGCGGCAAGCGGGGGAGACUUGCUCGCUCAGCACACACAAAGCGGAGCACUGGAGCCGACGCCGUACCUAGCCGCCGUGGGCGACAAGCUGGAGCGGGUCACCUACGUAGACCUCAAGAGGGCGUACCUGAAGGAACGGGGGUACCUGUGA
Leishmania braziliensis MHOM/BR/75/M2904 is the source of this 3465-nucleotide messenger RNA. RefSeq names its product putative ATP-dependent DNA helicase. Bases 1 to 3465 code for a protein of 1154 amino acids. The transcript has a single exon. Gene Ontology annotation, molecular function: ATP binding; 3'-5' DNA helicase activity; DNA binding. Lineage: Eukaryota; Euglenozoa; Kinetoplastea; Trypanosomatida; Trypanosomatidae. Gene Ontology annotation, cellular component: nucleus. Gene Ontology annotation, biological process: recombinational repair. The record is from RefSeq and is a predicted model, not a curated record.